UGCCGGCCUACUCAUCAUCAGGCCGGAUAUAAACCAGCUGCGCUGAUCGACCAAAUUAACGAAAUUGCAUAUAGGCAAUAUAUAUUAAAGCUUCACCCCGGCGAUCCGAUAUGAUGACGAUGGCAAUCGCAGAAUAUUGGGGGUGUAGUGCCGCAUUUUUUAUGAUAUUUAGCUUCUUGUUGGGUUGUUUUUGUUAUAUGAAGAAUAUGAUGGAAAGCAUGGUGCGCAGCAGCGGGUCGGCGAUUCCAAGGAAGUGGGCAGUAGCGGGAAUGCUGCCGGGGCUUCUACACAAUGCUCACCGACUCCACCAAUUUGUCACUGAUAUUAUGAAAGAGAGCGGAGGGACAUUUGAGUUUAAAGGACCUGUGUCGGGUAACUUGGACAUGCUCAUUACCUGCGACCCUGCUAACAUCCACCACAUUCUCAGCCGAAACUUCUCCAACUAUCCAAAAGGCCCUCAGUUUCGACAAAUAUUUGAUGUUUUGGGAGACGGCAUUUUCAACGUCGACUCCUUCUUAUGGGAGCUUCACCGUAAAACCACCCUCUCCUUCUUCAAUCAUGCCCAAUUCCACACCUUGCUAGAGACCAAUGUUUGGCACAAGGUUGAGAAUGGGUUGUUGCCAGUUCUGGAUUGUUUUGCGGAACAGGGAGCGGAGUUUGAUUUGCAAGACGUUUUCCAGCGCUUCACCUUUGACACCAUCUCUAAGCUCGUCCUGCACCAUGACCCUGGAAGCCUUUCCCUUGGCUUGCCAUAUGUUCCAUGCGAGAAGGCCUUCAAUCCUAUGGUGGACGCCCUUCUGUACAGGCAUAUACUUCCGGAGAGCUGCUGGAAGUUACAGAAAUGGGUGGGGAUUGGCAAAGAGAAGAAGCUUAGUCAGGCAUGCCGGGCUUUUGAUCAGUAUAUAUACUCCUGCAUUAAUAAACGCCUCCCCCAAGACAACUCGGAGGAAUUAAGCUUGUUCACCGCUUACGUACAAGCAUACAAGCAGCAGGACCAACUGCAGGCGGUGCUCACUACUACUACUGGUUCUGCUUCUCCACUAGUGAAGUUUCUGAAGGACACUUUGUUGAGUUUAAUGUUUGCAGGGAGAGAUACAACCAGCUCAACUCUCACUUGGCUUUUCUACCUGCUCGCCCAAAACCCAUUGGUUCAGGCAAACAUCCGGGACGAGAUUGAAAACAAAUUCAAUCUUCUGCAGAAACAAGAUAAUAAUAAAAAGUUGUUUUUCAAGGUAGAAGAAUGCCAGAAAUUAGUGUAUCUUCACGGUGCACUGUGUGAAUCCCUCAGACUGUUCCCACCAGUGGCCAUUGAGCAUAAGGUGUCGGCUGGGAUGGACGUCCUCCCUAGUGGACAUCUGAUCAAGCCCAACACCAGAAUGAUACUCUCCUUUUAUUCAUCAGGAAGGAUGGAUUCAAUAUGGGGCGAAGAUUGCAUGGAGUUCAAGCCUGAGAGGUGGAUUUCAAGCAAAGGAAGAAUCAAGCACGAACCUUCCUACAAGUUUCCGGCAUUCAACGCCGGACCCAGGACUUGUUUAGGUAAAGAAAUGGGUUUGGUUCAGAUGAAAAUGAUUGCUGCAAUCAUCCUACACCAUUAUGAGUUUCAAGUGGUGGAUUCCCAUUCAGUUUCUCCCAGUGAUUCAAUCAUCAUUCAAGCUAAGCAUGGCUUGAAAGUCAAAUUUACCAAAAGAAAUACUGCAUGAGGUACACGCUCAGCAUUAAUUAAUAUAUAUUUAUCCAAGGUAAGCUUACUCUGGAAAUAAAGCAUAUUUACUGCUACAAGAAUUCCAAACGCUUUAUUAUUUUGUGUGCGUAGUAGUAGUAUGUACUCAAAUUGUAACUGUUCCUACCCAUUACAAUAUCUUGAAUGUGCAUUAUCAUCAAUUUAUAUUGUAUAAGGUAUAUAUCAGUUUGGAGACCCCAUAUAUAUAUAUAUAUAUUGGAAAGGGUUCAGA
Messenger RNA from Ipomoea triloba (trilobed morning glory), 1952 nucleotides. RefSeq names its product alkane hydroxylase MAH1-like. The transcript has a single exon. Bases 111 to 1700 code for a protein of 529 amino acids. NCBI's taxonomy places the organism in Eukaryota, Viridiplantae, Streptophyta, Magnoliopsida, Solanales, Convolvulaceae. Gene Ontology annotation, molecular function: iron ion binding; monooxygenase activity; oxidoreductase activity, acting on paired donors, with incorporation or reduction of molecular oxygen. The record is from RefSeq and is a predicted model, not a curated record.